Penicillium taxi is the source of this 2118-nucleotide messenger RNA. RefSeq names its product DUF2457 domain-containing protein. The record is from RefSeq and is a predicted model, not a curated record. The coding region runs from base 1 to 2118 and encodes 705 amino acids. The transcript has a single exon. NCBI's taxonomy places the organism in Eukaryota, Fungi, Ascomycota, Eurotiomycetes, Eurotiales, Aspergillaceae.
AUGCUUCUCUCACCCAACUCGUCGUCAACCCCAUCUCACGACGAGGCCGACGUGCCAGAGGACUUGGAUGAACCCCCCGAUCACCACCUCAUACACUCAUCACAUAUUCACCACGAAGACGCCGUCGUCUUCGCCCCAAUGGUUAACAAGAAGGAAUCACUUCUCACUCGCGCUUUGAAGAGUAGUCCGGAAAUGUCCCCAACCGAACCACACCCAUCCCUCCACGACUCCAUCUACACAAACCGCUCCUACCCUUUUAGUAACAUCAGUGGUGUUUCUACGGCUGAGCUUACCAGCGAUGGUGGCAUGACCAGUCCCUCCCUGUCGAACACUCCCAGCCCUCCCCUUCCCCCUCAGAUGAUGGCCAAACACAUCUCUUUUAGAAGAGAAGUCACCGUUUCUCCCAAAAUCCAGGUCGGCACAACCGGUGAGACGACUGUCGAGGCCAACUUGGGACGUAAGCGUUGCAUCAGCUUCGCUUGUGGUCGCAAGACCAACGAUGCCGUAGCACGAAAACCCUCCGUCGCGUCUAUUACCACACCUAAUUCCGCCAAAGAAAGCCCCCAAUCCGUUACGCGCAAAUCUACUCUCACCUUCGUAUGCCCCGGUCGUCAGCCCGCAAUUCAAAGAGAGCGUUCUCCCACACGGAAGAACGUGUUCCGUUCGCGGUGCCGCGGCUCCCCUGCCCCUGUUGCGCGCAAAACCUCUCUUACCGCAGAAGUCUCGGAGAAGAGCAAGCAGAAGGUUCUGGGCAUCACUACGAGUGGACUGGGUAAAUUUGAAGUCUCCGAGGCCACUCGCUUCCACGAGUUCGCUAGCUCUUUGGACGAGGACGAUGAGUGGGUCAAGACGUCAAGAACGGAUUUCGCCGAGAAAAUCACUCUUAAUGACUGUAUGAAGAAAGAGAACGCAAUCCGACGUCUUGGCGAAGAGGCGGAGGAAGAGGCGCAAGAGGAAGAAGAUGAGAUUGAAGACAUUGCGGACGAUGAUUCCACCGUUCACGAUUUUUCUUCCGACGACGGCAACGAGUCCGACAAUGAGGAGGGAUUUGCAGAAUCGGAUAAUGACGACGAUGGCUCCGAUUACGAGUGGUGGGCUCCAUCAGCCAAUGUAUCCGAUUCCAACAUCCCAGCCAUUGACAUCGCGGCUCCAGCCAUAGGACGUCGUGCUUCCAAUACCUCCGUCGACUCGAUGACUGAUGACCAUACCCAUUGGCUACCGGCACCGGUUCGAAGGAUACCUGGCUUUGGUUUCGGCCGUCGCAUUUCCAACUCUAAGCCGAUCAAGAUGCGCCCGCGGACCCCAAAGUUGCCCGACAGCACGGACUUUGUAUGUGGAACUCUGGACGAGGAUCGUCCUCUCGAGGCUGCCUAUAAGUCGUGUCUGGAGCAACGGCGUCUGUCGAGGCACGUCUUGAUCCCACAGGACAUCGACCCCAGCUUCCCAACCAGUGAUCCUGAGAACGAGGAAGAUAUCGAGGAUCUCUCUGAAGAAGAUACCUCUGAUUCAGAGCCCGCUCGUGGUCGCGCGGAGGUACCAGUACACAAAGCAUCCCCCCUUAACUCGCCCAAGCGCCUGGUCUCUCCCCCUCCGCCAGGUCGUAGGAAUGGCCGUACGUCGCCGAAGCGACUCAAGUCUCCUCCCCCUCGUCCUCGGGCCAAGUCCCCGUCUCCCAAGAAGUGGAACUUUUCGGAGGAUAUGCCCGUGGUUGAGUCGACUCAAGGGGUGAACAUUAGUCAUCUAGUUCAACGACACCCCUUGAUCCGCACCAAGUCGCUACCUCGGACUCCGAACCCAUUCUUCACAAGCUUGGACAAGUCGCACCGGUGGGUUGGAAUCCCACCAUUGACUGAGUCACCGGAGCGGGAACAUUCCCGCACACGCGAGCUACACACUCGAGGACCCAUCGACAUAGUUGAGGGUCUCGAAAAGAAGCGCCAGAAACGCAAAGAAAAGUUCUGGCGCCAACACUGCCGCAAAGCUGCCAAAGAGCAGCUGGAGCGGCGGCCGAUUCCCGGCAAGGGAGCCGAACGGAUGAAGGAGCUUGGCCUCGAAGUUGCAGAGAGGUGCAGAGCUUAUGGUGUCGGUGAAGAUACCCAGCUCGUCCUAUCCGUUUAA